AUGGCCCGCCCCUACAACACUUACAAAACUGGAAACUGGCAGCCUUCCAAGCUGGAACUCAACAAUACUGAUGACGCCGCGCCGGGGCAGAUUUUCAUCAGAGUCCGAGUAGCGGACAACGACGCCAGUACGCGUCCAAGAAUCUAUGACAACGAUGGAAAUGUGGUCUACAUCGGGCCCGAGGAGGCUACCAUGGACUUCAAAGCCCAAAAGCUGUUCGGGCAGGAUGUCAUUACCUUCUGGUCUGGUGAAACUGGUGUGUCUGGCGGUUAUGGCUAUGGCAAGGUUCACAUUCUCGACAACACGUAUAACGAGAUCUAUUCCGUCAUUCUGCAAGAUAACUUUUCCACCCCCACUGGUGAAACCAAAAACUCCUAUAUUGAUGUUCACGAGCACAUCAUCACUGACCGGAAUACUAUGAUUGUCACUGCUGUUAAUGUGACCCAGCAAAACCUGACUUCUGCUGGCAUAUCGGGGACCCAGUGGAUGAUCGACAGCCAUUUCUAUGAAAUCGAUAUUGCAUCCAACGCGGAUACACCAUGGGAUGCCUAUCAUGUCAACGCCGUCAUGGCCACCAAUGACGGCUAUCUCAUCUCUGUCCGAUGUUACUCUUCAGCUUUCUAUCUAAACAAGGAUGGAUCAGUUCGCUGGCAAUUUUCCCGCAAUACCCUCUCUGAAGUCGACAGCGAAACCACCGGAAUGGCCUACAACGUCGACCUCGUUAACCAAAAGGCCACAUUGAUGUACAACGUCUCCGACCCGACCAACCCUCUAUACGCCAAGACCCAGGGUAGCUUCCAAUUCCUCGGUCCCCCGGGACUCUCCAACAUGUUCAUGAACUACGGCUCCACGCCCAAUAUCCAAGAAUAUGACAGCAACUGCGAAAUCGUGAAGUCCGGUCAAUUUGGCGCAUAUGGACAAGCUGAGACAUACCGUGGUCUGAAGUACAAAUGGACUUCUACUACGCCGAUUUGGAACCCUGCUGUUGCUAUCAACGCCACUGUUUCUAACACGACUGAUUUCUACAUGAGCUGGAAUGGUGCUACUGAGUAUGACAACUUGGCUGUGUACUCUGUUCCUUCGCUUCAAUCGAUGCAGAAAACUAUGCUUACCUCCAAGAAGCGGACUGGGUUUGAGACUAUAGCCGGACUUCAGAAUGUGAGUGCUAAGUAUAUCAAGGUCGCUGGCUCGCAAGGGUGA
Messenger RNA from Penicillium antarcticum, 1200 nucleotides. RefSeq names its product arylsulfotransferase family protein. The coding region runs from base 1 to 1200 and encodes 399 amino acids. The record is from RefSeq and is a predicted model, not a curated record. NCBI's taxonomy places the organism in Eukaryota, Fungi, Ascomycota, Eurotiomycetes, Eurotiales, Aspergillaceae. The transcript is spliced from 4 exons.